Molecule: messenger RNA, 5748 nt
Organism: Pungitius pungitius (ninespine stickleback)
Lineage: Eukaryota; Metazoa; Chordata; Actinopteri; Perciformes; Gasterosteidae
Gene: far1
Product: fatty acyl CoA reductase 1
Exons: 13
Coding region: 1488-3041 (517 amino acids)
Biological process (GO): long-chain fatty-acyl-CoA metabolic process
Cellular component (GO): peroxisome
Molecular function (GO): alcohol-forming very long-chain fatty acyl-CoA reductase (NADP+) activity
Source: RefSeq, a predicted model, not a curated record
AGCAGACAUGGAACAAAGGAAUAGAAGAUGAUAAGAGAUAAAGAGGAAGAAGAGAUGUCUCAAACAAACCUCUCAGGAACAACUGGGAAAUGCUCCUCUGUUAAAAGUGGUGUAGACUCUAAAUGAUUUUACUCAAAAGUUUAAUACCCAGAAAUUUCCUUUACAGACACCACUGACUAAAUGUGUAACAGCCAUCGGUUUUCACUUAAGAUGAGCUAAAAACUGAAGGUGCUUCUGUAUCCAUGAGAGGGUGCUAGAUGUCUUAACAGAAGAUCUGGAUCUUAAGUUUUUCCACUGGAAAAACAGUCUGCUAUUCACCGGAUAAGCAAAUCAGAUGUAAAUAGAAGCCUUUCCAAGUAAAAUAUGAAAGGCAAUAUCACAUUGUUUUAUUGAUCAAAGCAUGGACAGAGGCCUUUGAAUUUUCAUAGAUAUAAUUGUGUGCUUAGCUUUUACCCUCAUCCUGAAUAUUUUUGGUGGGUGUUAUUUUCAGCUAAAAAUAUCCAAAACACAAAGAUUGUACUUUCUAUGUCAAUGCUGUGUCUUGAUGUAGCUCUGUGCUUGUUUUUCCAUUUUUUAAAUCAGGUAUUAACUUGUUCUUUUUGUUUACACAUCCACAUGGGCCUCAGACGUCACAGGUACACUGCGAGUCAAUGGGUUUUGUUCAUUUAAUAGAACAUUUGGAGGAGAAAUUUGUACCAUUCAGGGAUUGCAGUCUAGCACUAUGUGGCCCGUUUGCUUUUAGGGAUUCCUGUAGUAAAAUGUAGUUUCAAGACAUAAGUUGAGGUUGGUUUGUAUUUUUUCAGCCUUGAAUAUUUUGUAUCCCCUAGACUGAUUACAGAUUUGGGCUGAUUGCCCAUGACUAAGGCACUGACAUCACACAUUGAGGAGGUGAGACUGCUUCAUGCCAAAUAGAAGUAUUGGAACAAGUGCCAAAGAUUAAUUCUGCCAUAAAGUGGCAGUAGAGAAGACAGUUAGCCAUACAGAUCUAUAGAUUGCUAACAUUCGUUGAAAUUAAACCUAAAGCCACCAAAGCUAAUGGUCGUGGUGUGUUUUACUUAUUAGGAUUAGUAGCGGAGGAAGUUGUGCAAUGUGUAUUGUUAACCGUCGGGUUACCACAGGAUGUUAUGCACUCCCUUAAUGUUGACAUAUACACUGCACAUUAUUUGUCACGUGGUUCGAGUUUCAUUUCCAUGCAGGCUAAAGAUUUGUGGACACUAUGAUGUACACCCGAAGACCACUUUUAAAUAAGGCUAAGCGAAACACGGCGGAGUGAGGCCUCCUUCUCCGCCUAUCCGGGGAGGACGCCGCUGACGUCACGGCGGUCCAUUUAUCCGCUGCUGCUUCCUACUGCGUCUCCACUCUGUCGGUUACGGCCGGAACGUUGCACGCUGUCACGCCACGCAACAGACCGACGAGUUUCAGGAACCCGAGGAGAUAUCUACACAUUUGGGUGGAGUGGUGUUAAAGGAGCUCACUGAACAGACAUCAUGGUGAACAUCCCAGAAUACUAUGCAGGGAAAACUGUCCUGAUCACUGGGGCAACCGGCUUCAUGGGCAAGGUGCUGCUGGAGAAGCUGCUGAGGUCUUGCCCAGGAGUCAAAAGCGUCUAUGUGAUGGUGAGGUCAAAAGCUGGGCAGUCCCCUAAGGUCCGCAUCGCUGACAUGAUCAACUGCAAGCUGUUUGAAAGAUUGCAAGAGGAGCAUCCUGGCUUCGCAGAGAAGAUUGUCCCGGUGAACAGUGACCUGACGCAGCCAGAGCUGGAUCUGAGUAAAGAGGAUCAGAGCAUCCUGGCUGACAACGUUAACAUCAUUUUCCACUGUGCCGCCACCAUCCGCUUCAAUGAGCCACUCAAGGAUGCGAUGCAGCUGAAUGUCCUUGCCACCCAGAAGAUGAUGGCACUGGCCCACAGGAUGAAACACCUGGAGGUCUUCCUUCACGUCUCCACUGCCUAUGCCAACUGUGACCGUGAGCUCAUUGAGGAAAUGGUGUACCCUCCCCCUGUAGACUACCGCAGACUCAUUGACUCUCUAGACUGGAUGGAUGACGAGCUGGUCUCUGCUCUGACCCCAAAGCUGAUCGGAAAGCGUCCCAACACCUACACCUACACCAAAGCCUUGGCGGAGUAUCUGGUGCAGCAAGAAGCAGGAGACCUCAAAGUAGCCAUUGUCAGACCUUCUAUAGUGGGAGCCAGCUGGAAAGAACCCUUCCCUGGUUGGAUUGAUAACUUCAACGGCCCCAGUGGAAUAUUCAUAGCGGCCGGUAAGGGGAUCCUGCGUACCAUGAGAGCGUCUAAUGACGCGGUGGCCGACCUGGUGCCUGUUGACGUGGUCAUCAACGCCACGCUGGCUGCAGCAUGGUACUCUGGAUCACAGACGCUCAACAGGUCUAGAAACAUCCUGGUGUACAACUGCACAACUGGAGGGAUCAACCCAUUUCACUGGGGCGAAGUUGAGUACUGUAUAAACAUGAUCUUCAAGACCAAUCCCUUAGAGCAGGCCUUCAGAAGGCCCAAUGUCAAUCUGCGCUCCAACCCCUUUACUAAUCAGUGCUGGACCGCUGUCAGCCACACGCUGCCAGCUCUGCUCUAUGACUGCUGUCUGACGCUGACCGGCCGACAGCCCCGGAUGAUGAAGACGAUCACGCGCCUCCACAAAGCCAUGAUGGUGCUGGAGUACUUCUGCAGUCACUCGUGGGUGUGGAACAAUGACAACGUGGCCAUGCUCAUUGGGCAGAUGAGCCCAGAGGAUAAGAAGAUGUUUAAUUUUGAUGUGCGUCAGCUGCACUGGGCUGAGUACAUGGAAAGUUACUGCAUGGGCACCAAGAAAUACGUCCUGAAUGAAGAGUUGUCCGGCCUGCCUGCUGCACGCAAACACCUCAACAAGCUAAGGAACAUCCGCUACACCUUCAACACGGUCCUGGUGGUGCUCAUCUGGCGCGUCUUCAUCGCCCGCUCCCAGAUGGCUAGAAACAUCUGGUAUUUUGUGGUGAGCCUCUGCUUCAAAUUCCUCUCGUACUUCAGAGCCUCGUCCAGCAUGAGAUAAAGGUCCUGGGCACGGCGGGGAGUGAGGAGGCGAAGGGGCGACGACAUGAAGAAACACUGGCUGAGAUGGAGAGAGGUUCCCUUACAAAGCUCCCGUGCUGUUUGCCUCAAGGAUUUAGUGCAACACAGGAGUGUGGAGUCCACAACGCUCCAACGGAUCCAUCUCGCCUGAUCUCUAGCAUUUCAGAAAACACCAAGGGACUGGAUCGGUCUGUGCAGUCUGUAAAGAAGCAGCGCUUGUGGUGCUGCUCUCCAUCCACACAAAGCUCUGCACUGGAUGAUGCUGUGCUGCACGAAUCCUCUUGUUGGUUUUGCCUCAUUCUAAGCUUCCUCUACUGUAUCAGUCAUCUUUGAUUAAAGAAUAAUACUUUGACUGCUCUUUAAGCAAUGUUUUUGUCACCUGAAAACAUAACUUAUUUCCUUUUGUAUCCCUUGAUGUUUUUAUUUGCUUCUAGUCGCUGCUUGUAAAGCCUAUUUUUUGGUUUUUCUUUUCUUUUUAAUCUGUUACGUAUUCUACAUUUGGGAUUUCUCUCGGCAGCAGAUUUGUCCAAAAAAGCAGAGGCAAGUCCCUGUUUUUCAUUUGUUUGGAAGCCGUUGGAUAGUGCUGUACUGACUGGGAGCAGGUGGUGAUGGUUUCACCGCUGUCCCCCUACAGACUCGAGCCAUUCCACCCAGCGCUAGCUUGGUGCAAAGAGAAAUUUGAAGAUCCCAUACUGGUUGUGCCCCAACAGGAGCCGUACACGGCCCUGUGUGUCCCCAGUGAACUGCAGCGACUAGUUCUACCAUUCAGACCAAGCACAAAGGGGACUGUUGUGCCUACAAACUGAUUAUUGUGGCAAAGGCACAUGUUUCAAACACACGGGUUUCUGUAAAGAUAUUUUGGCCCAAUUCCACUAAACACGUGUAGCUGAGAGGCUUGGUUUUCUCUGCUAAGCUUACAGAUGUGGACUCUGUACUGGUCGGUGAGUCUUUGGUGUGGACUCUUUUAUUGGUCUUAGUCAGUACACUACUUUUCAAGUGUGGCAUUGUGUAGAGUUGGUCAUGGAUCUGUCAUUUUUACUUAGUUGCCUCUGUAUGUACUCGCGCUGUGUAAAACCUGCUCUUAAGCCCCAUGAAAUGUUUUGCCUUCAUUAUUCUGCCUCGUUACGUAACACAUUUUUUGGAGAACAAAUGUUGGUUUGUUACACAAUUGGAGUCUUGUUUUUCUAUGAAUGAAGCCGGAUUGUCAUAUUAAUGGUUAACUUACCAUACCUGAGGUUUACCUGUACGCAUUGCAUCUCAUCUGUUACCUUUUUCUCGAGCACAUUGCAAUGUCUACUAGCAUACAUGCGUCUGCUCAAAAUCUCCUGGAUUCAGGAGCCAUUUUACAAAGGAUCAUGUGACUUGGUGGAGGGAUGCACUCUUUUCAAAAGAAGUGUAUUGUGCCUGAACUUAUGAUUAUUCUAACAAUGUAAAAAGGGAGCAAUCAGAUGUGUUUUCUAAUUAUUUUCUGUACAGAUCUUUUUAGGUAGCCUUCAAAAAGAUGUAUUUUUAUCUAUAAAAAUCUCACUGCUUCAGCUGCUGUAAAUAUGUAAACAGGAGUGUGGUCUGUCCACGAUUUAAAUCACUCUUCUGCAUUGUAUGAACAUGUGUUGUUUCUAUUAUAUGUCAUAGGAUCACCGUAACAAUGUUCACUGACUCCUGAAACAAAACCCUCGCAAUACGACACUUAAAGAUGAAGUUGUCGGAGUGCUGUAGGAUCCCUUUAAACUGUAGCUGUAAUUUCCUUGUGAGGGUGUGAAUGAGCAGCUCCGUUUAGUCUUCAUUGAAUGGCUGUCCUGCUUUAGUGCUGCAGGUGAACAGCCAGUGUUGUUCUGAUUCAGGGUUUUCUUCAAGCUCCACAUGUUUCUACAGAAAAACCCAACGCAUCAUUUCCACUGGAUCAAACCUUAAAUAGUUUACUAAUUAUUCACUUUAUGAAUCCCUAAAGGCCCCUUAAUUUCAAAUGUGUACGUUUUUGUUCAUGACCUAAUUAUUCAUGGAGUAGUUCUCUGCUGGUUGGUUAGGGUGAAUAAACUACCCCCCCUAAACCAGCAUUGUUUACCGUUGGGUUUUAGUUCAGAUGCUGCUCAUCAAAUCGUCUUUGUCCCAUCAUUGCAUGUUUUAUUGUGCAAACACGAAUGUAACCAGCCUCUUAACUUUCAGCAUGAAAGAUAAUCAACAUAUUCCCUAAAAUGUCCACUAAAACAUCAACUAUUCUUCAUUGUGAGGACUGUAAAGUUUGAUCAGAAUAAAUUGUCACUGGAAUGACGUACGAUGAUGAAGCAGGAACCGUACUCUCAGUACCCCCUCCUGCAGCACUCCAGACACACCUGAAAGGCCACUAUGUCUUAGUUUACCCAUGAGACUUGCACAGUACUCACUCCUACUGAAAAUAAAAAAUACUCUUUUAUUGCUUCAUACCUUGUUUGCCUGUUUUCACGUCGAAAUGUUUUUCAUGUGGUCCGUGUUGAAGCUUCAACGGCCUGUGUAUUGAUCACAUUGCAUCAAGGUGGAACAGGUGGUUAUAUGUUUGACUGUAUGCUGAUGCUGUCCAGUGUGACUAAUGGGUCUUCAUCCAGACCGGCUUCAGUGCCAAUGUUUUCAUUGUAAAUGUGGAUCUCCAACAAAUAAUCAAUGGGUGCCUUUUUGUCUGUAAACCAAAAAGAAAUAAAGGGUGUUUAAACCUC